Acipenser ruthenus (sterlet) is the source of this 6433-nucleotide messenger RNA. RefSeq names its product spermatogenesis-associated serine-rich protein 2. The record is from RefSeq and is a predicted model, not a curated record. Gene Ontology annotation, molecular function: ubiquitin binding. Gene Ontology annotation, cellular component: cytoplasm. Bases 516 to 2078 code for a protein of 520 amino acids. The transcript has 13 exons. NCBI's taxonomy places the organism in Eukaryota, Metazoa, Chordata, Actinopteri, Acipenseriformes, Acipenseridae.
GUGAACGAGCACGAGAGGGGCGGGCUGUCUUAAGUAGGAGCGCGGAAAUGACGAGCGUCGCAGGCUGAGGAGAGAGCGCAGCGACAGAGAAGCAGCGAUAGCGGGUUUCUGCAGAGUGAAGUUGAGGAUCCAGUGUGUGCGAGAGAGGAUGAAGUGUCUCACUCUGGACUGCACUGCAGCGCAUGGCUUCUGAUUCAAGAUUCUGAGUUUCCACAGCUGCUUUUGGCAUUGCACAGGGCAGUCGGAACGACAACCACAAACCAGCUUGAGAAGGGAAAAGAGGAUCUUUUAUUUUUCUUGCAUUUGCUCCUGCAAAACAAUAUAGGAAAGGUUCAAGGCAUUACAGUGACUCUGAAACCUUUUGGAAACCCCAAGGAGUCUCAGUGACGCUGCUGUUGUCUCAGUCUGGUCCUCAUCUCGACGUGAAGGAGAGAGAGGAAAUUCGAAAGCUAGAAAGAGUUCAUUCAAGGAUAGCAGCAUCCUGUUGGGCCUGUGUUCAAGUUUCUGAAAGCAGAAUGGCUAAGAGACAUGCUCAGAAGGAUCCUACGGGAGUGGUUUUUGACACCCAGUCCAAAAUGGUGAUGUCUCAAGGAGGAAGCUUUGAGAAAAUGAAGGAAAAGAUCAGUGCUGUGAGAGCGGUCGUGCCCAACAGAAGCAACAAUGAGAUUGUUCUGGUGCUGCAGCAUCACGACAACAGUGUGGACCGAGCUGUGCAGGCCUUUGUGGACGGUAGUGCAGCGGAUAUCUUGAAAGAGUGGAAUGUAACUGGCAAAAAGAAGCCCAAGAAGAAGAAGCCCAAACCUAAGCCAGCCGUGGAGGGGCAGACUGAGCCGGGACAGGCGCUCAACGGGCAGCCGUGCCAUUCCGCCUCAGAGACAGACCGGGUGAACGGUUACCAUGUCAAUGACUCCCUGAACGACGGGGAGUCGGUGGACUCUCUGAGCGAGCAGCUGGACUGUGUGUCUGUGGACACACGGGACCUUGAGGACUCUGAGUCGGCUACACCAGAGUUGCCAGACACUACAGUUGCAGAUUUUGAAGACGGCAAACCCAGAGUGGAGCUCCAGAGCCAGCCCAGCCAGCCCCCUCAGCAGCCUCAUGCGUCCCGGGUUCACCAGAACCAGAGGAGCUCCAGUAAACCGCACCCCCGGACCAGCUGCAGCUCCCAGCCCUCCCCCGCACUCUCACUGCUCCUCCCUGAGGACUCUUCGCUCGCCAGCGCAGCCAACAAGAAACUGGCUUCCAACAUCGACAAGUCUGUGAAGGACCUGCAGCGCUGCACGGCCUCUCUCACUCGCUAUCGCGUGGUGGUGAAGGAGGAGAUGGACUGUUCCAUCAAGAAGAUGAAGCAAACCUUUGCUGAGCUGCAGAGCAGCUUGAUGGACCGGGAGGUUGCCUUGUUGGCAGAAAUGGACAAAGUCAAAGCAGAAGCCAUGGCGAUCCUGGACAGCCGUCAGAAGAAGGCGGAGGUGCUGAGGAGACUGAGUGAGCAGGCCGUGGUCAUGUCUGAGGAGCAGCUGAGUGAGCUCCGGGCAGAUAUAAAGCACUUUGUUAGCGAGCGGAAGUAUGAUGAAGACCUGGGGAAAGCUGUCAAGUUCACCUACGAACUGGAACCAGCUAAGAAAAGCAUCAUGACAUUCGGACAAGUGUACCACCCCCAGACCGGGUACUCCAACCGCUCCCGCUGCAGCUCAGUCUCCUCCCCCAGCACCCUGGAUUGCCCUCCCUCUGUGCCCCAGGCCUCUGGGUACAGCCCCCCGAGCAGCAGCCCUCGACCGCCCGCGCAGCCCCAGAGACAGGGUUACCAAGGUAAUAGAAGGCCAGGUCAAGGUUACCAGCCUCGGGGUCAAAGGCCGAACGGGGCGUCAUACCAGGGCCGCUACGAAGACCGAAACAGAAACAACAGGACCAACUUCCGCUACCAGAGCCAAGCCCAGCCCAGGACCGCCAGCACGGCCAGCCCAGCCAACCCUUCCCCUCCCACCAACGGGACUGCGCCUCCUCGCCCCAGACAGGACCAGCCCAACGGGCUCCCCCAGCGCCCUCCCCGAACACACUGCCCUACGCCAGGCCCCUGAGACACCAGCGAUGGAAGAACCCGAAAUGGAAGUUUACAUCUACAGCUCUUGUGCCACUUUAAGUCCUUUUUCUUCUUUUGAACCCCUGUCCCCCAUUGCACCCUUCAGCUUUGUUUGUGUGUUGCUAUGUUUCCACCUACAGUUAUUCACUUAAAACUGCAUCUAUAUACCUUGGUACCUUUUUUUUUUUUUUUUUUUUUGUCUACUUGCCUUUCCUAGAUUUUUUACAACCCUCUUGAUGCUACUUCAGAAGAACACAAUGGAUAUUUGUAUCCAAGACCUUUCAUUCUUGCAGUGUCUGGAGAAUGCCUCCAUACCUUCUGAGUGUCGCGUUGCAUUCAGAAGAUUAUAAUGGAGAUGUGCGAGGGGAGUGAACUGAUUCCGGGGUGUCUAAUGAUCCAGAACCUCAGAUAUUCUUAAAGAAACAGUGAGGGAUGUUCGCUAGCACUAACACGUGCAGAAAAUAUCCUCACCCAUUCCAGUGGGUCUUGGUUUGACUCCAGUUGGGGGCAUUAAUUGGCCUCGCAUUCCUGCCUUUAACAGCUGGCAGCUUAUUCAAGUCCAGGGAAUGAAAUGACCUCCUCUUUGCCUUGCACACAGAGCUCUGCCCUCUUUCUCUCUUUAUCUCACACACACCUCCAGACCCCGUCACUGCACGAGGUAACAGCUCACUGAUUUAAAAGCUGGCAGAUCCACAAAACAGGACCCUUCCUGAAAUAUUCUUUCAGACCUGAGACUCCAUGGUUUCAAAACCCUGGUGAAGUACAUUUAUUCACGAGUGGUAUUUUAGAUCCACCAGUUGAAUCGCGCCCUGUUAAUGUCUAUUGAAAUUGUCUUGGUAACGGUUUGGGGUUUUGGGUGAGCAUGGAUUCGCUGUAGAGGGUUUAUUUUGGAGAUUCAGUUCUGGUGAGGAGUGCGUUUUGUGAAGACCCUGUGGCUCCCCCUGGUGGUGCCCUUGCAGCAGUUCAGCCUGUUGGUAUAGAACUGCGUGCCAGUCUAUUGGAGCUGUUAGGAGGAUAUUGUCCUAAGAUGUUGAUUUAACAUUGUACUGAAGAAUAAUGUUCUAUUUUGAGCUAGUUGAGGUCUUCUUGUAUUUGUCUUAGCAAGUACAGAUUGGUUAGAAACUGGAGUGGCUCAAAGUGUUUGCUAUGAUUUAUAUUAUUGGGAUCAAAGACUGUCUGUGUCUGUUCAUUGCAGAGAGAGAUUGUAUAAGCAUGACAGUAGAUGGUAUUAAUCCUUAAGGAAAAGCAAUGUUAAGAUUUAAUUUCAUUAUGUGGCUCCAUGAUGGAGUCUCGGGUAUAGAUAAUGUAGAUUGACCAUGUGUUGAUCGAUGUGGCGUAACUGUUAGGGGAGUUUGAAUGGACUCCUAUUCAACAGUUCCUGCUUACAAAUACAUUAAUAAUAAAAAUAAUAGUACUCUACAGCUGAAGCAUAAUAAAUGAAGAUAUGAAAGGCAAGGGACCAGGCUUACAAAUAACUGCAAAAAAGGAAGAACAUGUGAUUUACAGAAACAAGUAACAAAUUGAGGUUGAAACUUCUAGAAUUGCCUCAAGAAAUACUUUGUAACUUUUUGCUUCCUUUAACAGAAUGGGAGGAGGAGAAUUCGCUGUUCUUUUUCUCCGGUCUCCAGUGAAGCCACUCUCACACUUUAGUGCCUUGGUUAUAGUCGGCAAUGAAUUCCAGUUUUUAUCUCUGCUGGGUAUUUCUCUAACUUGAUUGUGUUUUUGUCUGCACAUUAAAGUAUGGUUCUGUGAGGGAGUGGCAACAGUAAUUGAUUCUCUUGAAGGUGGUGUCCCUUUUGAUAUCUUUGGUACCCUUUUCACUGCCCCCUUAUUUAGUAAAAACAGCCCCCUCUGUUCCAUGCUGCUCCCCUGCUAUUGGAAUCCUGCAGCGCUGUUUGUGCUGCACAGAGUGCCUGUAAAGAAGCAGGGUGGCACAGAGGAAAGCUCUCGCGAGGAGGGUGUGUGCCCUGUGUAAGAGAAGGGUCCUCUGUACUAUACUGCAGCGCUGUCAGUGAUUUGAAAAUGUAAAAGUUCAGCGCUACGGGGAAGCUAAUCGACAGAUGAAUGGAUUUUAAAACCGUUCAGGUUUGUCAUUCAGUUCCAUUUGGAUUGAAAUUGGGUCACAAGGGCGUGAAACCUUUUGGAAGCUGGGGAACAAAACAAGCAUUGUAACACAAGGUAUUAUGCAUGCCACUUUGUAAAUGAUUAGGCUCAGAACAGUCUAAUUGCUUUGACGUUCUGGUUGUCAAGUAAAGAGAAAGCUGUAAUUAGCUGUUCUGUGUACUGAUGUGGAUCUGACAGUAACAAUGGCAAAGAAAAAAGCUGCAGAUAGUGAACAGUGCAGUCCACGGCGAUUCUUCAGUUUUGCUCUAAUACAAUCAAGCUGUAGGAAUUGAGAAAAGCAGCUGUUUUUAAAAAUCCAAUACAAAAUACACAGCUGUUGUACAGACCUGCCAAAAAAAUAAAACAACCCCAUAUGAAAAUAAAUAAAACAAACAAUACCAAAAAAGAAAAAAGGGUGAUUUGGGGCUUGCUGGAUGCAAAAAGGCACAUUUAAAAAGCUUAAGCGAGGGCUGAGAGCUUCAGGUUCUCAUCAUCGGGGGGAGAGGCUGCCAUUCAGCAUGAAACUUGUCACUAGACCCACUGAGACUAUAUCUGAUUUCCUCCAGUUUGAGAAGUUGCAUAAUGUCUCUAACCCAGUGAACAUAUGAGGGUGGGGGAAGUGUGCUUCCAAUUUAACAAAAUAAGACUUUGGGCCAAGAGUGAUGCAAACGCCAGGGUGCUCGACUGCAGAAGAAUCAAUGGGGCAUGUGGGAGAGAACAGACGCACAAAAUUCUGAAUUUGCAAACGGCAAAAGAAAUGCGUCCUUGGUUUGUUAUAUUUUAGUGAAAGACUCUCAAAGGAUGCAAAGUUACUGUCAAUGUAAAGAUCUUUCAAACAUUUCAGACCAUUUCUAUGCCAGGUAUGGAAGGAGGGAUCACUCCCAGAGGGUACAAAAUGAGGGUUAGCAACAGUGGGAGACAACAUUGAUAUGGACUGGAAACCAAGAGGCUGCCUGAACUGGGCCCCACAUUUGAAGGGAGUGUUUUAUUAAAGGGUUAUUGCUAAACUGGGAAUCGGAAAGCGAUAGAGAGGAACAUAUCUGUGACGGUAAGGAAGUAGGCUGACAAGAAGCAGCUUCCACAGGUAGCCAAGCUGGGCCUGUCUGCUGUAGAUGGGCAUGUAGCCACUGUCUUAUGCAACGAAUAUUUGCUGACCAAUAGUAAAAGUGGAAAUUAGACAAGGCCCACCGACGAGAUGCUCUGGUCUCUGAAGGAAGGACCUGCGAUUACGAGGAUUUUUCUUGUUCCAUAUAAAUGAAGUCAGUUUAUCUAGUGUUUAAAGAAAAAUAAUAAUUUAGGGAAGAAGCUAUAAGAAUUUAGGAAGUAUAUUCAUUUUAACUGAGUUAAUACGGUAGAGCUAACCAGUGUGCAAAAUCCUGUUUAAUAUGAUCUAAUAGAGGAGUGGAAUUUGAUUGGUUGGUAUGGGAUCGUGUAACAGUAAUUCCUAAUUAUAUAAACUUUUCAUAUGAAAUUUUAAAGGGUGCACAUUGACCAUUUACAGUUGCAGAAUUGAUUGGAAACAAUUCACUUAUGUACAUUGAGUUUAUAUCCAGAAGAUUUACCAAAUCUAUCAAAAAGACAGGUCAGACAGGUAAAGAAGAUUAUGUGCGUAGAGAGACGUCCCCUGUUCCAAUCCUCCCUGAGCCACACCCUGACUCGUAUGUAGGGCAGGCAUGAGUGUCUAAUUAAAUACUGGUGUGGGGCUGGAAAUGUAUUACUUCUAAGUGUGUGUUGAAUAAGAGCAUAGCAACCUCCUCAAACACGAGCUGUGAGGUCUCAGAUAAUAAAGGUCACUUUUAAUUGCAGUUCUCUAGCUUUUGAACAAUAACGUACCACACCCAUUCACAGCGGCAAGGACAUAAUGCAUUGUCACACACAAAACAUCUUUCUGGCACGACACCUUUUUGUUUUUGUCUGAUCUCCUCCAGAACGCUGGCACACACUGUACUGUGAUUGCCGUUCUCUUUGUCUCUGCCACAGUGAGUGUUUCUUGCUGUGCAGCUCUGAGUUUGCCUGUCGCUGUGCACUUGGGACAGCUCUCAAACUAGAAGUGCCUUCCGUCAUCUCUUCAAGUCCUGCCACGUGUAGCCAUCCCCCCAAACAUGGGACCAAAGACCCCUCCUUCUCCUCCUCCCUUCCCUCAGAGUCUGGUUUCCAGUGCACAGAGCAGUGCUGGACAGGAUUAAGAGGCUCCACUCAGUCUCGUGAUUAGUAAUGAUACUGUUAAUAAAAUGAUGUUAGCAAAUACAA